AUGGCAGACCCUGACUAUACAUCAAAUCUUCGCCUGAUUCGCGACUUCUGGGGCGAGUUCCGGUCUGUGCAGCGCCAGCAGAGGCCUGGCCGAGUCCCACGUCUCAUCCUGCACACCGCACGCGCCUUCCUGGCCGUGUUGGGUCGCUUCCCCAACAAGAAGCUAUCCUCUUGGCCCAUGUACCGACCGAUCAACUGGCUCCUCCUGUGCAACCAGACGCUGAUGUUCAUUGCCAUGGCCAGUGGUGUGCACGAGUCCUCGAACAUCAUCGACAUGGGCGACGACUUGGUGUGGCUCACAGGGGUACUUCUGAUCUGGACCAAAUCAUUUUCCGUUCAUGUGCGCGCCACUGAAAUUGACGAGGUCAUAAGGGAUUUUUCGUACUACGACGAAGUGGUGAGGCCGGUCCACGAUGACGAUGAAAUAUUGAAAUGGCAGCGCUACUCGUACAUGGGAGAGGCGUACUUGGGCAUCACCACCUUCAUACUCGUGAACCUGUUCAGCCUGGCCAUUUGCUUGCAGCCGCUGCUGGGCGAGGGCCGACUGCCGUACCACGCGUUCCUGCCGUUUGGCUGGCAUCGCCAGGACCUUCAUCCGUGGGCGCACUGGGCUGUCUACCUAUGGCUGGGCGCCACUUCGCACCACAACUUGGCCACCAUUCUGUUUGUGGAUAUCUUAGGCAUCAGCACAGUCGUCCAGACCGCCCUCAAUCUCAGGCUGCUCGGCAUUGAGCUCCGAAAGCUGGGCGAUCUGCAGUCCAUUAGCGAUUACCAGUUCCACGUGGAGUUCCGUCGGGUGGUUCGCUACCACCAGCACAUUAUCAGCCUGGUGAAGAAGAGCAAUCGCGCGUUCUAUGCCACCUUCAUUGCCCAGAUGAUAGCCAGCUUUGCCAUGAUCUCGAUCUCCACCUUCGAGACAAUGGUAGCCGCUCAAGGUGAUUUCAAGAUGGCCCUGAAAUUCGUGCUCUUUGCCAUCAUCGUCUUCGUCCAGUUGUCCGCUUGGUGCGUGGCCGGAAGCUUCGUCCUCCAUUCGUCCACGGAGGUCGCCCAGGCGGCGUUCGAAAUCUCCGACUGGCACACAAAGUCCGUGUACAUUCAGCGCGACAUCGGCUUUGUCAUCCUACGCGCCCAAAAGCCCUUAGUCUAUGUGGCCCGGCCGUUCAUGCCCCUCACUCUGGGCACCUACAUGAUUGUGCUCAAGCAGUGCUAUAGACUGCUCGCCCUGCUGCGCGAGUCCAUGUAGUGCACUGA
Molecule: messenger RNA, 1250 nt
Organism: Drosophila obscura
Lineage: Eukaryota; Metazoa; Arthropoda; Insecta; Diptera; Drosophilidae
Gene: Or47b
Product: odorant receptor 47b
Exons: 6
Coding region: 1-1242 (413 amino acids)
Biological process (GO): sensory perception of smell; detection of chemical stimulus involved in sensory perception of smell
Cellular component (GO): plasma membrane
Molecular function (GO): odorant binding; olfactory receptor activity
Source: RefSeq, a predicted model, not a curated record